Desarmillaria tabescens is the source of this 1486-nucleotide messenger RNA. RefSeq lists its product as uncharacterized. The transcript has a single exon. Lineage: Eukaryota; Fungi; Basidiomycota; Agaricomycetes; Agaricales; Physalacriaceae. The record is from RefSeq and is a predicted model, not a curated record. Bases 169 to 1278 code for a protein of 369 amino acids. Gene Ontology annotation, molecular function: protein binding; nucleic acid binding.
CUUGCCUUCCACGGCCAUCAUCACGACGGGAAGACUCAAGUUUGAGACCGCCUUAUUUUACCUCUCAUCAACCCAUGUAAGCAUGGCUCUUUGUUCCUUUGAUUCUUUCUUCCUUCAUCUUAUAUAGGCCCUUUUUAUUUCUUCAAAACUUCCAACUUCGUACGGGCCAUGGAAGAAGGCGAGAUUUUUAGGUCCAGAGCCCCUACCUCAUACACUAGCAGUGCUACAGGAUACUCGCAUCACCCAUCGAUCGAAUGGCCCGGAGAACCCUCCUUGAUUGAAUCUUCCAUUGACCAGACGAACGCUCCACCGCCUGCAGAAGAUACCCAAGAGCGACCUGUCUGUCGUCUUAUGGUUGAUAAACCGUCCGUAGCCCUUGGGCCAGGCAGAAUCGUAUUGGUUGAUGGAUAUUCUGAGGUGCAGUUUGGCCGUGACGCGCUGCCUCCAGGUUCUUCUACUCCCAAAGUUCGGAUAAAGGCGAUGGAGAUAUCAAAAUUUCACGCCACUGUGUACUGGGACACACACCUGAAGGAAUGGGCCGUCAUCGAUAUGGGCUCGAUGCAUGGGACAUACCUCCUUUCUUCUGAUGAUCCCUCAAAUGCUUCACCUAAGGAUAGAGGUAUACGAUUAUCACCAUCUCGGGCGGCUAGCAUUCCUCGGCGUCUCUCUAACAUGGACCGUCUAAGUAUGGGUGGUAUUACCUUUGUAGUCCAUAUCCACCAGAGCCUGCCCUGCGAGGAAUGUUCCCCCAGAGACGUAGGUGACGAAGUCUCUUUGUUCCCGUCGAAACGGAAGAAGCAGCAAACGCGAUCGGAGAAUGGGAUGGUGAGGCCUGCGCACCCACCAUAUCCCAAGAAUCCGAAGCAGGCAUUAGCUUUGCUAAAGCAAACUCUACUCUCACAGCAUGGCUCUGGCUCGAAGUCAACGGUCGAUCGAUACAUGGACCGCUCUGCCCGUCGACGUGCCCUCUUUUCCUCAAGUGCAGAUGAUUCACCUGGGGUGACACCCUGGAAUUCCACAACGCCGAAUGAAGAUCGAACCACCCCAGGCACCCCGCAUGAUGCGGAGCCCAUUUCCCAACCAGGCGUACCCUUACCUUCGACGAAUGUUGGGCACAAACUGCUCUUGAAACAAGGGUGGCAGCCAGGAGAGUCCCUCGGUCUCGCCGUCGAAGGAGGGGCAGUGGAGCCGUUGGAUACUAGUGCCACGUCCAGUUUCGGCCGACGGGGGUUGGGUAUGCCUCGUCCGUCGUCGGGGGGUUCUGGAAGGAGACGUUGAGAUGUGUUAUCUUCUAUCUUUCGUACAUAAUCUAGAUGGGAUAUUGUAAGGGAACUGCACCACUUCCUGUGACACUACUCCCCCAGGCCCCUCACGCUGCUUCGACGCAUGAAAGGCAUGAAUGAAACGUACGUAAAAUGAAAUCCUGCGAAAUCUAUACGAGGUCACGAGUAGCGACGCGUGAAACCGUGGGAACAUUUCGAUCACG